Messenger RNA from Paramormyrops kingsleyae, 1383 nucleotides. NCBI's taxonomy places the organism in Eukaryota, Metazoa, Chordata, Actinopteri, Osteoglossiformes, Mormyridae. The record is from RefSeq and is a predicted model, not a curated record.
AUGCAGGAGUCCCCCGGAUCAGUCGGAAUGGACGGCAGCUACAGCAGCAAUGUCCCAGCCUUCCUCACUAAACUCUGGACCCUGGUAGAGGACCCGGAGACGAGUCGCCUCAUCUGCUGGAGCACAACCGGCACUAGUUUCCACGUGUUUGAUCAGGGAAGGUUUGCCAAAGAGGUUCUACCCAAGUACUUUAAACAUAACAAUAUGGCCAGCUUUGUGCGUCAGCUUAACAUGUAUGGCUUUAGGAAAGUGGUGAACAUCGAGCAGAGUGGUCUGGUGAAGCCCGAGAGGGACGACACAGAGUUUCAGCACCUCUACUUUCUGCAGGGCCAUGAGCACCUGCUGGAGCACAUCAAGAGGAAGGUGUCCAUUGUGAAGAGCGAGGAGACCAAGGUCCGUCAGGAGGAUCUGAGCAAGCUGCUGUACGAGGUGCAGGUGCUGCGUACCCAGCAGGAGAGCAUGCAGUGUCAGAUGCAGGACGUGAAGCACCAGAACGAAGUACUGUGGAGAGAGGUGGUGUCUCUGAGGCAGAACUUCACGCAGCAGCAGAAGGUCAUGAACAAGCUGAUCCAGUUCCUGUUCACUCAGAUGCAAUCGAACUUGCCGAACAGUGUUGCGAUGAAGAGGAAGCUACCUUUGAUGCUAGAUGAUGGACCCAGCAGCCCCCCAGUCUCCAAGUAUGGCCACAAUCUUCUCAUGGAGCCUUUACAAGAGCCCUACUAUAUCCACCCUCCUUCUGCUGAAACUGGCCAAUGUUCUGGCCAGGGCUUGCUAGCUGGAGGACCAUUCAUAUCAGGUGUUACUGAGAUGUCGCAGUCCAGUGCAAUGAAUAUGCCAGGAGAGCAGUUACGGGGGACAUGCCAGAUGCUGAUCAAGGAGGAGCCAAUGAGCCCUGGGGUUCACGCACGAGGCGAAGGAAUCCCAUUCGCUGACCCCCCCGUUCUGCCUGUUGCCAUGGUGCAGUCCAUCCUGGAGGGUCAUGGUCCUGGAGUUGGGGAGAAGAGAGGCAGAAGACAACUGGAGAGGUCAGAGAUCCAGAACAACGUGGAGAGCAUGGACAUGAGUUUGGAGGAGUUACAACUGCUCCUCAGGACGCAUCAGCAGGGCAUGGAUCCCACAGGCACUGUGGACCCAUUUAAUUCCAACCUUCCUUUGAGUGAAUGGAACUUCACAGACGUAGAGGCCAACUUGAAAUCCCAAGAUCCAGACAUGUUCAGCAGUGGAGGCGGUGAGGGACAGUGAAGACUUGAGGGAAGCGACUGAAUGGGUUCCGGCUGCAAUGUACAGAGAACACCUGGAAGAGAAUAUUAGAGGAAAUGUCACAGGAGAUCUGGAGGUUGACAUUUGUGAAUGUUGCAGAACAGCUGGACCUGACCUGACUGG